GUAACGAAACUGUUGCCAGUUAUAAAGUGUGGUUACCUUUUUUCGCCAUUCUCAUUUCGACGCUCAUUCAAACCGCACACAAGCAUCAUCAUCAUGCCUCCGAUUACUAGUGGACAAGCAGCUAAGGCUGGUCCGAGCGGCAGAGGCUCCAAGGACGAGUCGAGGAAGAAGCGCAAGAAGAAGGAAUCGUACGCGAUUUAUAUCUACAAAGUCCUGAAGCAAGUGCAUCCGGACACUGGGAUCUCCAGCAAGGCGAUGCACGUCAUGAAUUCGAUGGUCAACGAUAUUUUCGACCGCAUCGCCGCUGAAGCGACGCGUCUUGCGCGCUACAACAAGCGCACGACCACCACCAGCCGCGAAAUCCAGACUGCCGUCCGUCUUCUGCUUCCUGGUGAACUGGCGAAACACGCGGUCAGCGAGGGCACCAAAGCCGUUACUAAAUACACCACUUACAAGUAAUUCCACUGUUUGCCAAUAAACAACCGAUGUAUUUCGAUAUUUAGAUGAAUAAAAAUUCUUAUUUUUUGUU
Molecule: messenger RNA, 529 nt
Organism: Dalotia coriaria
Lineage: Eukaryota; Metazoa; Arthropoda; Insecta; Coleoptera; Staphylinidae
Product: histone H2B-like
Exons: 1
Coding region: 94-459 (121 amino acids)
Cellular component (GO): nucleosome
Molecular function (GO): DNA binding; structural constituent of chromatin; protein heterodimerization activity
Source: RefSeq, a predicted model, not a curated record